Eucalyptus grandis is the source of this 1501-nucleotide messenger RNA. RefSeq lists its product as uncharacterized. NCBI's taxonomy places the organism in Eukaryota, Viridiplantae, Streptophyta, Magnoliopsida, Myrtales, Myrtaceae. The record is from RefSeq and is a predicted model, not a curated record.
UCUUCAGCCUCUCGUCUCUGUCGCUGCUUCAUUUUGCUUUGCUCCAGCGCUUGCUCCAGCGAGAACGAAGAAGAAGAAGAAGAAACGAUCCGAUUCGAUCAGUCCGGUCGCCGUUUCCGGCCUUUUCCGUCCGCCGGCGAAGAAUCGGAAGGUCCGCCGGGGUCCGCCGAACGUACGUGCGGUGGUGAUUCUUGAAUCGGGGAGGUUUGUGGGUGCGCCAGUCGCCGCCGCCGCCGCCGCCGUAGUUUGGGGGGCCAGCCAUGUCGCGCCUGCUGCAGGAUGGGCGAGGGGUGGACGAAAUCGAGCCGCCCGGGUUCUCGAUCGGCGCCGCCAGGCCCUCGAUCUUCGAUUCGCCGGAGCUGGACUCCACGUCGGCGUCGUCCUCGAUCGGGAAGAACAGCGACGACGACACCGGGAACCGGUCGUCGGGAGGGGACGACGGCGAGGAGAACGAGGUGCAGAGCUCGUACAAGGGGCCGCUGGAGAUGAUGGACGCGUUGGAGGAGGUCCUGCCUAUGAGCAGGGGCAUAUCGAAGUUCUAUGAUGGCAAGUCGAAAUCUUUCACGAGUUUAGCAGAUGCUUCUGCUUCUUCAUCUGUUAAAGAGAUCGCAAAACCGGAAAAUCCUCUCAAAAGGCGCAGAAAUAUAUUCGCAUCCAGUCACAUGUUGGACAGAGGCCGCAAUUUCCCCCUGAGAAGCUACACAGCGGGGAUAACUAAGAGAAGACCGCUCACCUCGAGCAACAGUGCAUUGGUCUUGAAGGUUAAUGCUAUGUGCAGCUCGGAGAGUUUUAGUUCCGCGAGUGAAGACUCUAGUACAAGCUCAGCAUCACGGUCUCCUCCUCAGCUUCCGCCUCUUCAUCCACGUAGAAGGGGUUCUCAUAACCAGAUAGCCUCUCCUCCACAGAAUUCGUCUUGGCGGUCAUACUCCUUGGCUGAUCUGCAGCAGUGUUCGAGCCCGCCAAGGCCGGUCCUUUCUGACUCAAUGACUGAAAAAGCUGACCCUGAGGAUUUAGCUAGAGAUCUGUAGAUUGUGCUCGGCUCAGUUCGGUUUCGUACCCACGAGGUUCAUUUGCGUUUGGGGGGCGGUAUGGUUUUCAUUCAGGUUUUUGGAUACAUCUUCCACUUGUACUAAGUAAUUUAUUUCUCUACGAGGAUAUCAGGACGUUGCAAAACUACGAAGCGGGCAGGGCAAAGGCACAUCUGAGGUUCAAAGCCAUUGCCCAUGUAUUUUGCGGGACGAUGGACUGGUAGUAUGUAUAUAUAUGUUCACUUGCAUCAAAGAAAAGUUAGUAGUCCAUUUGAGAUGUGUUGAGUAUGUGUUCUGCUGAGUCAGACCCUAAGGCUUUUAUCGUUCAAUUUGGAAUGGAAGAUUUUUGAGGUAGUAAAACCAGGGUUACCAGGGUUACCAGGGUUAAUCUUCAGUCGGUAGUUCUAACCAAAUUUAAAUGCUGUGUAUUGCACUAUGUACCAAAAUCAUUUGGCAAAUGAUCUUUUGAUAUA